UAUGGCGCUAUGUUGGUUGUGUUACUGUUUAGUGUGACGUAAAGACGCUCACACUUCAAUGAAAAACACAAAAAUAUAUACUAAUUUAAUCUGAAUGCAUUUUAACAACACUAUAGUAUUUACCUGAGUGUGUUUUACGUAAGAUGUGUGAUGUAUGUGCUGAUUUCUUGGAUCUCUUACAAAUAUAUGAUGGCAGAAUUACAAACAAAGAAUCAGAUGAACGCCCCUCAUUUGAAAAGGAAGAAGUGGACACAGUUUUUCAGUACAUACAAGCGUGGCCACAGAGGCAAUGCACUUGCUGUUUCCGGGAUGGCAAAAAUUUUGAUCGUUUCAAUUGGCUGACACAAGGGGUGGUUCUGUUAAGUGUUGCACAGUUGAAAGAAAUGAGUGUGUCUGCUGAUCCUGCUGCCUCUGGAAGGUCAGGAUGGACAUUGGCUGACCGUGAAAGAUUGAUGCAUUUGCUGUCUAAGGUAUUCCUCUUAAAUUUCCCUUUAUAUGCUGCUUUCAAACAGAGUUCAGCUGGUAAACUGGAAGAAGUUUCUGCAGCAGAAGCUGCAGCACUAAAUGUAUUUUGUGAUCUCCAUGAUCCUGAAAUUCCAUCAUUCCUUCUUCGUAAUGUCUGCCUGUUUUGCAAGGCUGGUGGACCAGCGGCGAUGACAGCAUGUUUUGAGAACUCAUCCUUGCCUGUCCCACUUGCCCAUGCACUUGUUGCAGUUGUGUGCAAUCUUAAAUUAUGGCUCAACUAUCGUUCAGUUGUACAGUUGUUUGUUCCGUUGCGGUCACGUGUGUUGAGAUACAUGUGCGGCCUUCCGGAUAAGGAUCUUCGUGUACCUGGUAUCAAAACAAUGGCAGAUUUCAUGUGGAGUGCUGUGAAGGAUCCUCUUGAUUCACCACUUGCUUUUGACCGUGAUGGCCUUGAUUUGGCUUUUAAAUAUUUUACCAGCUCUACACUGACUAUGAGGCUUGCAGGAAUUGCACAGAUCAACAGCCACAUCAACAUGUUCAAUGAAUUGUGCAACAAUGAAAGCAUAAUGGAAGUAGAAAAUGUAGGCCAGAAUCUUGCCAACUGGCUUAUCGAAAACCAGAUUAUUUCGCACAUAUUUGGACCAAAUCUUCAUGUAGAGGUAAUAAAGCAGAGUCACAUAAUACUCAGCUUUUUAGCAAUGGAAUGCAAGAUAACAGAUGAACAUAUAGACAUUAUUUGGCAAGCUGCACAGUUAAAACACUGCAGUAAGCAAGUUCAUGACCUCCUUCCUCCACUCAUUAAAAACUUGGAAUCUGGGCCUGUGUUACAUCUGUACAAUCUUCUUUGUAAAAUGGAACCUAAAGACCACACAGAGCAGAGCCUGUAUCUUGCUUCAGCACUUAUAAAAUUUAUAUGGACAAGUGCUGGAACCUACAGCCAAGUAACGACUGAGGCUCCUUUUUUAUCAAUGGGAAAUAAAAGUGUACUGAAACCUGGUGUUAAUGGCGCAAGAACCAACCGAACUGGUGACGUUAGCAGCAGUGAAAAUAGCAUCAGCAUGGAGAAUAGUAACUCUGAAGAUGAGCAGGGCUGUUGCAUGCCAUCAGAUACUGCUCAGUUGCUAACAAAGGAGAAAGAUCAAAGUGAUAAAACAGUAAAUAACAGCAAACACAAAAAGAGCCCCAUUAAUGUUGAAAACUCUGACGGAAGUCUGAAGGUGGAGGAAUUAGAAGAAGACGAAGAUGUGAAAAAUAAUGUAGAAAGGGGUACAAGUCCUGUGAAGACACCAAAAAUUUCCUGUCCACAGCAAGUAUCAGGAGAUGGAAUACCAAGUAGUGGCCAAGAGGAAGAUAGUGAAGUAGAACAAUCAAAAUCAGCUAAUUCAAAGAGAAGGCGCAAGCUGAUGAAGAGGCACUGUCGGCACAGAGCAGCACCUCAACCAAAGGGACAAGGAAAUGAAGUGAAAUGUACUGAGCUUACAGAUGAUGAUGAAGAGGAAGAAGAAGAUGAUGAGGAUGAAGAAGAUGAUGAACCGAAAGCUUCAGUCACUGAAAGUAUAGUCAAAGACAAAGAUCCAGUAGAGCAGUUAACAGAACCUGACCAGGAGGUUCCAAAUGUACUGAUGAGAGACUGUGGACCAGAUCUAGUUGAGAUAAUAGAAGAUCAUUCUCAUGAUAGCUCUCACGAUUCAACUCAAGGUGCUGUGAUGACAGAACUGGCCAGUCUUGUACAGGGAUCACAGAUUCAUGACUGCCGUCCAUAUAUGAGAAACUAUCAGGCUCACAGGGAGCUUAUGGACGAAAUGAUGAGUGGUGAAGAAGGUAGCUAUUCAUCAAGGAUGAGCAAUAAAUCAGAAAAGAACAUGGCAGAUUUUGAAGGGGAAGAAUCUCCAUGUGAAGAUGAACUUGUACAAUUGGCAGCUCAGGCACAGGCUCACACAUUACCUGUGCAGCACAUGGCAUUCCACUCUCGCUUUCACACCCCAAAGAUGAUGCGGGCAGAGGGUACUCAUAUUAAGAUGGAUGCAGUGUGCAAGCCAGGAAAUACUUUACUGUGGGAUCUCAUCCAGGAUGAUAAAAUUGGUCAACUUGGGGAAGGAUUAGCUGUAGAAGCAGAGAAGGCACUAUCAAAUCUGUUGUGCUUCAAUACAGAGAGAGUUAUUCGGAUGAAGUUUAUUGAAGGGUGCUUAGAAAACCUUGCAAAGAACUGGUCUGUAGUGGUAUCGUUACGACUCUUGCCUAAGCUGUUUGGCUCAUUCCAACAGUUCCGUGGAAUGGACACUCACCAGGUGACUACUUGGGCAGAAAGAGAGCACAACAUGAUGGAAUGCUUCUUCAACAAUUUGAAGGUGUACACAAAGGAGGGACCAAAAAACAGCCUCUACUCACAUCAGACUGAAAUCCAAGUGCGUCUGCAGUUUCUGACCACAAUUUAUGCUCCAAUUUGUUCUCCUGAGAAUUUCAGGUUGAGCAUUGAUCAGCUAGACAUUUUAUGGAACUGCCUGGCUACAGAUGCACAGUGUGCAGAUGAGCUAUUUUCUUGGUUGUUAAAUCAAGCAAAGUCAAGAGAUCAACAUGCAUUGGGUAGUGAUGCUCUCAGACAUCUGUAUCUUCAUAAACUGCCUGCCCUUGCUCCAGAGCGAAUAUCGAUGACAGGGCUUGCUUUAUUCCAGCAGUUGUGUUCCCUUGCACGUGAUGCAGAUAUGUCACACUUGUGGAAAGUGGCAUUGCGAGUGUCCAACACUGAUGUAAGUAUGGCUGCCAUUCAGUACCUCAACAGUUACUAUGUGGGACGUCAGCUGGAUCAUGAGUCAGAAUUUGUAUCACAAUGCAUGGCACAUUUGGGAGUAGCUACCGCUGAUCUUGAAGUAGCCGAGGAGUCCAGCUUGCUUUGCAUACAACGAGCUCUGUUGCUGCUGAAAACACACCUGGAGACAUUUCGGCGCAGAUAUGCUUAUCAUCUUCGGAGGUGGAUGCUGGAAGGUCAUGGUGUUGGCAGCCAUGUCCUUGCAGGCGAUCGUGACCGUGGUUCUAUGCCAGUGCGUGUGGUGGUACAACCAGCCGGAAUGACAGACAAAACUACUCUUGAGCUAUUGAGCACUGAUUAUGUAGCUGAUCUACGUGCUGAAGUGGCUCAUUGGUGGAAUCCACGUGCAGCUGACGGCCCAAUUCGCAUUAUCACUCAAGGACAGGAGCUCACUACGGAACUUGAUGAAAAAACUUUGCAGGAGAUGGGUUUUAAGGACUUGCAGCUUGUGUUUGUGUCUGUUGGAGCCUCCCGUCAGCAGAAGAAACGUGAUACAGCAGGUGAUAUACCAUCUGUACUGCCUCCUCCACCUCGUGAAAGCCUACCAACUUUGUUGUUACUGCAACAACCUUAUUUUGAACAGCUGUUCAGUCUCAUGCAAACAUUAUCCAGCAUGAAGACCCCUGUCAAAGGAGGGCACCACAUUCCACAUACUAAAGCACAAGUGCUGUCUCGUCGUGUAUGGGACAUUUUAACGCUUCUUCCUACAAAUCCUGUCCUCCUUCAGGGCUUCCAAAAGCUUGGAGAGUCUGAUGAAAGGGUAUCAUUACAAUCAUUGCUUGACCCAGCCAGUCCACAGAAAUUAAUGUACUCUCUAUAUAUAGUCGAGUCAUUGAGUCGUCCUCAUCAGCAAGUUCAGAAUGCUAAAAGAAAUGGAGGGAAUUCUGUACAGCAUCAACAAAAUCAGGAACAAACACAAUUCAACAAGGCCGCAAAUGCCAAUACUGGUUCAGCAACUUCAGCUGUAGCAUCAGAGAAUGAGAAAGAGGCUGGUGUGACUUGGAGUCAGAUGUUCAUACAGCAUGGUGGUCUGAGGCAUCUCUUUGACAUCUUCAUGUCUGGCGUCUUACAGCAGGAGGGCAGUGAGUGGCAGCAGGAUUGUUUAGCUUGUCUGUUGAAACUGCUCUGCCACCUAGGAGUCCAGACUGAUGAUUCUGAUUUCCUGCAUGAUAUUGGUAGCAUACGUAACAAACGUGCUCGCCGUUUUCACAAGCUUAACAGUGAUAAAUCAUCUCUUCCAAAACUGAAUGAUGACAUGCUACAGAUGAUGGAUAUCGACACAGUUAUACCAAGGUUAACAAGUAUUCUCUAUGAGGCAUCUCUUCCUCGUGAUCCAAACCAUUAUAAGACUGGCUUUUGGGGUCGAGCACAGGUUGUACAUUAUGCUAUGGCAUUGUUAGUGGCAUGGGCACAUACAACUGUUGGAGUACGUCAAGCAGUGAUGGCGGCAUCUGAUUUCUCACAAUGGUUGCAAAGACUAGUGCUUGAAGAUCCAGAACCUGCUGUGAGACGAGAGGCUUGCACUGCACUGUACCGCCUGUGCCUUGGUGAUGCUGCAUUCACUGCGCAGAUGCUUAGUCACCUUAUGGAGCAGCUUCCUGUGGCAGAAAGUAUGAGACCACAGAGAUUAGAGACGAUUCAGCAUGUGACAGAGGAAGGGAAAGAACCGUAUGGGCCAGCCUGUCGUGAUUACUUCUGGUUAUUGUGUCGCCUUGUAGACAGUCUUAGUGAUGAUAUCAUAAAAGAAAGUAUAGAAGAUCCGCAGAGCUGUGUAAUUGAUAUUGAUGGACUUGCAAAGAGGCUUUCACAAUCCAUCUUGACACGAGAGUAUUUAGAAACAAGACACAACACUGUGGAAGAUGAUGGUCUCAUUGGGCUUCUGAAUCUCAUGUCAAAUGUGCUUAAACAUAACCCACCAUUCAAAAACAGCAAAGAAGGGAAAGAUUUUCUGAUAGAGGUUUUUGAUCUUCUGUUCGCACUGCCAAAUCCACGUAAGCGAUAUGUACCAAAGUGCAAGUCACAGCUUUCACGGUCUUCAGCCUAUGACUUGUUGGUGGAACUAGCAAAGGAGUCACCAGGAAACUACCGUAUAUUACAUGAAAAGCUGCUGGAACAACAUCGACCAGGACCGCAUUCACCAUACCCAUGGGAUUACUGGCCUCAUGAAGAUGGUCGUUCGGACUGUGGUUUUGUUGGCCUGACGAACUUAGGUGCUACAUGUUACAUGGCUUCAUGCAUGCAGCAUCUGUACAUGAUGCCACAGGCACGAUCUUCCAUUCUGCAGGCUCAGUGUGAUGGAUCAAGCAAACACGAGAUGACUCUUCGAGAGCUACAGCGCAUGUUUGCUUAUCUUCUUGAGAGUGAACGAAAGGCAUACAAUCCACGUAGUUUUUGUAAAGUAUAUACCAUGGACCAUCAACCUCUGAAUACUGGUGAACAGAAGGACAUGGCAGAGUUUUUUAUAGACUUGGUUUCAAAACUUGAAGAAAUGACUCCGGAGUUAAAGAAACUUGUCAAGACAUUAUUUGGAGGUGUCAUAAGCAACAAUGUUGUUUCACUAGAUUGUGAACAUGUAAGUCGAAAGUUGGAGGAAUUUUACACUGUUCGUUGCCAAGUUGCAGACAUGCGUAACCUGUACGAGUCACUUGAUGAAGUUACAGUAAAGGAUACAUUAGAGGGAGAUAACAUGUACACUUGCUCACAGUGUGGCAAGAAAGUUCGUGCAGAAAAAAGGGCAUGUUUUAAGAAGCUGCCUCAUAUCUUGUGCUUCAAUACUAUGCGUUAUACAUUCAACAUGUCAACAAUGUUGAAAGAGAAAGUCAAUACCCAUUUUUCCUUUCCAUUGCGACUAGAUAUGUCAGGCUAUGUUGAGAAACAUCUCAUGCCUCAACAUUAUCAAGAGGAAAAGAGGAAAUCAGAACUGCGAAAGACCGAGAAGACUGAUGAUCAAGAGGAGGAAGACAAAGAAGCAUCAUAUUCAGAAGAUUUCAAUGAAUGCUAUGAAUAUGAUCUGAUUGGUGUGACUGUGCACACUGGAACAGCUGAUGGUGGUCAUUACUACAGUUUCAUAAGGGACCGGACUGCAUCUAAUCGUGAUAAGUGGUUUCUUUUCAAUGAUGCGGAAGUAAAACCAUUUGAUCCCAACCAAAUAGCCGCUGAAUGCUUUGGUGGUGAGAUGACAAGCAAGACAUACGACUCAGUAACAGAUAAAUUCAUGGACUUCAGCUUUGAAAAAACAAAUAGCGCAUAUAUGCUGUUCUAUGAAUGGGUAAGCCGCGAUGGAGAGCAGCGGGGCUCAAAGGAAGAACCAGAGGCAGAUGCUCUCACAGUACCACAAGCAGCCACUGCUGCCUCACCACCUGCUGCUUCCAAAGCACAGCAACAACCCACAUUUGAACUUAGCAAAGAGCUUGAAGACUGGAUCUGGCAAGAUAACAUGCACUUCCUUCAGGAUAAGAACAUCUUUGAACAUACAUACUUCAACUUUAUGUGGCAAGUAUGUGGAUACAUUCCUCAGACUCUCAUCAGCCUGCAGUCCGAUAUUACGGAAAUGGCUGCUCAAUUGUCCACGUCAUUUUUUGUGGAGACAUUUAUCCAUGCUAAAGAAAAGCCAACGAUGGUGCAGUGGGUGGAACUUUUAACAAAGCAGUUCAAUGCAUCACAAGCUGCUUGUGAAUGGUUUCUUGGUCAUAUGGCAGAAAAUGAUUGGUGGCCUGUACAGAUACUUAUCAAAUGCCCAAAUCAGAUUGUAAGGCAGAUGUUUCAGCGACUGUGUAUACACGUUAUACAAAGGUUAAGGCCAAAUCAUGCUCCUUUGUAUUUAAAGAGCGAUGGUGAUACAGAAGAAGAGCCAGAUCCAAAUAAAAUUGGAAAUCAUUCUUGUGUUACACGUUUCGUAAGAAUGCUACUUUCAUUGAUGGAACAUGGUGCUAAGGCACAUUUGAAGAAUCUGACAGAAUACUUCAGUUUCUUUAAUGAAUUCAUCAAAAUGGGGGAAGAAGAAAGUCAGUUUCUUCUCUCUGUACAAGCUAUUUCAAUGAUGGUGAGCUUCUACUUAGGUCAGAAGUCACAGCAGGAAUACGUGGAAGUGGUGAGUGAAGAGGAAGAUGAAGAAGAAGUGAUACCAUUGCCAACAGACAAAUACAAACCCGCCUCUCUUGAAAAGAUGAUCAGCUUGGUUGCCAUACUUGCAGAAAAGUCAAGGGGCUCUGAUCAUCUGCUAAAGCUAUCUACAUCUGAUUUAAAUGCUAUUGCAGGUGGAAAGGGGUUUCCAUUUCUAUAUCAGCAGAUCAAAGAUGCUAUUAACCUCCACCAGACACGAAAUCUGAUCUAUGCUCUCUGCCGCUGGAAUGAGAGGCUUGCUGUCCACAUUGUAGCUAUGAUUUUCCAGGCCAUAACGAAGCAUUCUGAGUUGUGCCAACCAUUCUUCAAGAUCUUAACUCUUCUUAUAGAGACAACUAGUGGCAUGACAGGCCUGCCACCUUUCACUCAGCUAAUAUUACAGCAUAUCUGGGAAGUUGCUGAGUUCUGUGCGCAGAGUGCACUGGAUUGGCUUGCAGUUCAGGCUCCUCGCAAUAAAACUGUUCAUACUUGGGUGCUUCAGAGUAUGGAUACCUGGGUUGAACAUUUUCUUCUUGGACACAAUAACCAGCGUGUUCGCUCUGCUGCAGCAUAUUUACUGGUUUCUUUAGUUCCAAACCCUCACUUUCGUCAAGGUUAUCGAACAAGAUCGCCUUACAAGGAUGUUCCUGUUUGUCCUGAGGCUCAAGUUGUAAUACAUCAGAUCUAUAAUUUGCUUCUGAGGCUGUUGAAACCUGCGCGGCACUACACUGACAUCCAGACUCAUGGAGCCAUGAAGCUAACUGCAUAUUUCGCUGUACUUACGUACUGCUGCACCAGCCGUACAGAAAAACUCAUGUUUGGGCAGCAUUUCUUGGAUCUGUGGCAGCUGUUUCAUCCCAAACUAUCUGAACCAUCAAUACCAGUGCAUCACAACAAACAAGCAUUAUUGCUCUUUUGGCAUCAUGUCUGUGUUGACUGCCCAGAAAAUGUACAACUCAUCUUGCAGAAUGCUCAUGUUACUAAGAACAUAGCAUUCAAUUACAUACUGGCAGAUCAUGAAGAUCAGGACGUUGUUAUGUUCAACCGUACAAUGCUUCCUGCAUAUUAUGGGUUACUUCGUAUGUGCUGUCAGCAAUCUCGAACUUUCACGAGGUCACUAGCCAACCAUCAGAACUUACAUUGGGCUUUCAAGAAUAUUACACCACAUCCAACACAGUAUAGUGCAGCUGUUGAUGAGUUGUUCAAGUUGAUACAACUAUUUGUAAUGAAGUUUCCGGAUAGUACAGAACAAGAGCUACACGAAAUUAGUGCAUUCCGUAGACAAACCCUGCAGCUUUACUUACAGGUUCUGGAUGGACGCUCUUGUUGGACAACUCUUAUAAUGGCUUUCCGCACACUUAUAGACAGUGAUGAUGAUCGUUUGUACGUCAUUUAUAAUGGUGGAUUGCAGCUGGCGUUUGAGGCAUUACAGACAUUGCAUACAAUGUACCAUGAAGCAACAGCAUGCCAUGUACUUUCUGAUCUACUAGAACUUCUUUCCCUACUGUGUGAUUUUUUGAAGUGUGUGCGCAUGUGCCGUGAACCGCGGGAUAUUCGGACGUUAAUGCUGCAAGUCAAAGAGUGGGUGGAAGUGCUGCGCAAGAUUUCUACAUUGCUGAAUACCUAUAAUCCACCGGAGAUGAGGUCACUCUGCAUAGAACUAUUGAAGGAAAUGGUUCUGCUAAUGCCUCAGGAAGUUAUACAAGUACUGGUUCCUCUUCUAUCUCACUGCCAUGCUGUCUUCCAAGAAAAUCACAACGCAUUGCCAAUGGGCCCAUACUUCCCUCGUCGUGGACACAAACUGCCACCACAUGGUUUAAAGUCGGGUGCAAGGCCAACCCGUCCUAUGGUACAGAUGGCUAUUCCUCAUGGGCAACUGGAGGCUGCCAAGGGAGUGGACGAGGAAUAUGAUCAUGCACUUCAUGACUUUUAUUCUCCAUAUCACGAAUUCAUCGAUGUCAUGUGUCGAUUGGCUAUAAACAAUGAAUGCAUGUCAGAAGCACUUGUAAACUUGAGUGCCAUGGUGGGCUUUGAAGGUGUUCCUCUGCAUUUAACAUUCUUCCCAAAGCUAUGGGUCGACAUUUACCAUGCACAGCACGUGGACAGGAAAUACAUUGGCAUGCUUACAAACAGUAACUAUUUUGUUGACUAUGUUGAAGCAGUUUUACUGGAUGAAAGAUCUUCACUAAAUAUAGGAAUUGUAUAUAAUUUCCUUUGUCUGUAUUUUCCUAAGGUGGCAUCUCAUGUUCUCACAGAACAAACUUGUAACCUAAUUGAUAACUUGGUCACCUCAUUAUCAGAAAUUGUUCCCAUGGUAAAUGUUAGAGCCACUGCUUUAAAACUUAAUGGUGAUCUCCGAGCAUUGACUAUGGUGUACAACUCAGAUGCAUCAUUACCAGUGUCUGAUGAGCUGACUCCAACGUUGCUUCAGCUGUUGACAAAAGCACGUGAAGCUCGUCAGACCAUAGAGGCGGAAGAGAAUGCAGAUGAUGUUCCCUGCAAGAAAAGAAAAUUAAGUGCUGAGAAGAAAGAAGAGGAGGCAGAGCCAAAGCCAUCAGGAUCGAAAGAUGAAGAUGAACCAGUUGCCUCAUCCCCCUCACCAUCACCUUCAAGUGAUAAAACAGAGAGCUCAUCACCUUGCUCAAGCAAGUCACAGCACUUCUCUGUCAGCUGCAUUGAGCUUUUAGAAAAAACCAUCAUUGAUCUGAAGACGUGUGUUGAGAAAAAAAGUUGAGUGGUCACUCUUAUGUUUUAAAGAACAUGUGAGGUUUAGAAUUGAUGCUGUAGCAUUCAGGGACUGGUUUUGUUAGCUCCUCUAUGGCUAAUACUCUGGUAGCAUGUUACUAGGUAGAUGGAAGAACAGCUAAACAGAAAUGACUAGGUGCUGAUUAAAAGCCACAACAACCAUUAACUGAAGCUUAUAAAAUAUUGAUUUUUGCCAGUUUUGGUUUCCAUCAUUUGUUGUUUCUGCCGUCACUACUACUCGAAUAUUACUAUAUUUAUAAAGUUUCUGUAGUGUCAUACUAUGAGAAAUAAUUCUCUGUAUUCACAAGCAUCAGAAAUUGUAAACAGAUGUUGUCGUGUGCUGAGUGUAUGGAAACUCUGAAUUGUAAAUGAAAUUGGGAAUCAUGCAAGCUCUUGCAAUCUGAAAAAGAAAAAAAAAAAAGAAGAAAUAAUUGAAAGAUGUUACAGCAGUUAGGCUAUGUUCAUUGGAACAUCGGUUCUUAUUGUGUAAUACUGGGAUUGCUGUAUGUUUAUUUAAACGAAUUAAUUAGAAAACGUAUGCACUAUCAUUUACCAAGAACUUGCACGUAGAAGCAUAUUAGACGUUAUAACAACUCCAGUAUGAAUGCUUACUUAGAUUUCAUUUAUUUUGUCACAUCUGCUAUUCUUCUGGCAUAUCUAGCCAAUUUCUUCAGCUAAGUGACUUAGUCUUACCUUCUGCCUCCUCUAUAGCUGUGAGCAGUGACCUGUGGACAUUGCAAUGGAAAUUUUGAAAUUUUUAUCUGUGAAAUUGGGCAUAAUGAUUGGGAACAAAUGAUACAUUUCAAACCAUUUGCUUUUCCACUGGAGCAAAUCUUGUCCACUUUGUGGCAAUAGUGUUGUGGUAACUGGAGAAGUUUAGUAUUUUCAGUCCUGACACUGGUCACUGGCAUCAAUUACACUACCAUCCUUAAACAUUUUAUUUCCUCUUUUUUCUAGAAGGGAGUAAAAACUUUAUAAAAUAUAGAAGCGUUACUUCUGACAUCACAAUUAGACUGACUUUUGUAUAAUAUUUUUUAUCUGUCAAAAAUGUCACCAUCAAGUCACUUUGGAAAUUUUUAUUUCUUUUGUAUAAUUACUAAGGUAAGCAGUCAUUUAAUAUUUUCAAAAUGAAUAAUUUGUGUGUUGAUGUGGAAGUGUUCCCAGUUCUUGUAACUGAAUAUGUUGAAAAGAAAUUGUGUAAUUUUGCCUAUAUGUAAGUAAUGAUGGUACACCACUGUCUGUACACAUGUAAAUAUGAAUGUACAUAUUUUAAGAAAAAAAUUAUGCAUAGCAAGAUACAAGGAGCUGUGCAUUUUGAUGCUCAGUUUAUAAAUAUGAAAGGCUACACAUGUGAAUUCUUAAGCACCAAGACUUUCAUUAAUCUGUAAAAAUCCUCAUGAAGGUUUGCAUGUGUGGUGUGUCUUAUCUUGUGGCAUAGUCACAGUCAUUUCCUUUAUCUGAAAGAUAAAGUCACCACAUAUUUCCUUCCUCUGUGUGUAUUUAAACUCAUUGUAAUGUAGAGACAAGACAAAGCAGCUAAGCCUAAUAGUUAAAGAUGUGCUGUUAUUUUGUGAUAUUUAAAUGUGCAGUGGGAUCAGUAUUGUUUUUUACAAAGUGAAAAAUGUUGUGCCAGUUGUUUGAAUGACCUAGUCUUUAAAUGUAUGAGAGAAUUUGUUAGUGUUAUUUUAUUGCUUACAACUUCUGCAAGCACAGUUUAGGAAGAGGUGUGUGUGUGUGUGUGUGUGUGUGUGUGUGUGUGUGUGUGUGUGUUUUGUGCAAGGAGUGUGAAUCUAUCUAUAUACAUGUAAGAAUGCAUUUUUGUACGUGUUCUAAAUAAGUAUAUUUAUUGUACAAAGAUUUUGACUGACAACUGAAAAUUAUUAGCUAUAUUUCUUAGAUUUGUGUCAGAUUUUAUUAUCGAUGUAAAAUAAAUGAGAAUACCGAUGCAUCUCAUGUUUGUUAUUGGUAAAGCCAGAAACCAUUGGCACACUCGUGCCCUUUCAUUUGAUGCAAUAUCUGCCUUUUCUAGGAGAGAGUCACAAUACGUAACAAUUUUGUACUACCUAACAAUCACUGAAUAAACUGCGUGACCAAAGCUUCUAAAUAACAUGUAUUUAAAAGAGAAUACAUCGUUAUAAAAAUGUACAAAUAACCCCUAUGAUCAAAUCCUAGGCGAUUUCAUUCAUUACUAUUCUGCGAGCUUUGUCGCCUAAUCUUUUUAUUUACUAUUCGUUCUAUCUUCGAUCGCCUAAGCAUCUUUGACGUAACCGAUAUUUUCAUCUUCGGUGUUAAAACGUUAUGUGGUGGCAUCUGGCGGUAAUGAUCUGCACUAGAAAUCCGUACGAAUAUUUUUCGAAUAUUCGUUUUUUGAGGGCAAUAUUGACUGAAAGUAAUAAGGUAAGAGAAAAAAUUCGGAAGUUUCGUAACUACUUUUUAACACCAAGCGCUCUCCUUUGUCUUAGUUAAGAACAAACACACAAAUUGUGUAGGGGGCGGUACCAUUUCUGCCCGGUGACCAGUCUGCUAGUGCUACGCGUCAUGUUUAGUUGAAAAUUAUAAUAGUUCCCAUGAAGUGAAUCGUCUUUAUUAGAGAGAAUAAAGCAGUGUACAGUAUGUUGAACCAAACGUAUGCCAGCCGUAAAUGGUUUCGCAAGUUCUUGUUGCAUUGCCGUAAUGAGAAAUUUAUUUAGGCGUUUCACUAUCGAAAUGUACCAUUAUAACCAUGCUUAGUAAAUAAACAAAAUUUUCUCCACUGGAGACGAAAUUAUCUCAGAAGAAGAAAAAAGCUAACCGUUUUAUUCUCCACAGUAGUCAUGUAUUAUUUAAGCUGACGUUAAACCUACACUCGAAAAUGAAGAUAAUGUGCGGUAUAGUUAUUCAUUCGUUAAAUGAUUUAACACAAUAUUUUGAUACAAUGUGUUGGCUGUUAAAUUGAUCAAAUAUAGUUACGUAAAGAUGGAUCACGUGUUAUAGGUUAUGUAGCUUCUAGGACGUAAAUGAUGUUAAAAAUUGUGACAUUACUUUUUUAGUAGUAAAUCAUGACUGUGUAAAGAAAUCAUGUUGAUUACUAGUAUAAUCAUUAAAUAAUAAUGCCUGAUAACCUUUGGCGCAGGCUCUGCAUAAUAUCGAUAAAGCUGUGGAAUUCUCUAGCUUUUAUUGUCUCGAAAUGAUAGCAUAGGUAACGAAUAAAGUUUCUAUACUUCUUCAAUUAAGAAAGGAUUAGUUACUGUUCCUUUUCAAUUUCGUUUCCAGCAAAAUUAUUCCCAGCUAAGUAAACAGUGUAAGUGGGACAUGACAUAGUUUCUCAGUAACACCCCACACGGCUGAAUGAGAUCAUGUUUAAAUACAUAUCACACAUUUGUAAAUAUUCAGUAACAUAUGUUGGCCAAU
Molecule: messenger RNA, 13507 nt
Organism: Schistocerca gregaria
Lineage: Eukaryota; Metazoa; Arthropoda; Insecta; Orthoptera; Acrididae
Gene: puf
Product: ubiquitin carboxyl-terminal hydrolase 34
Exons: 52
Coding region: 144-10106 (3320 amino acids)
Biological process (GO): protein deubiquitination
Cellular component (GO): nucleus; cytosol
Molecular function (GO): cysteine-type deubiquitinase activity; cysteine-type endopeptidase activity; protein binding
Source: RefSeq, a predicted model, not a curated record